AACUUUAGUUCUAUUCCAACAAACAUAUCAGGAGUAAAGAGAAAUAAAAUAUAUAAAAAGCUUUUUGUAUAUUUUCGUAUUUUUCGAAAUUUAGUGAUUUCUAGUUCUGUUAUCAGUGAAAAACAAAUUUAAUUAAAAAUGUUCAGAAAAGUUGUGUUCGUACUAUGCAUUAUCGGCGUUGCCACAGCCCAAGAAAGCUUCAAGGAUUGCUUACAAAAGGAUUCAAUCUCUUGUGUUCAAUUAUCGAUCUAUCGAAAAGCUCGUGAAUUCUUCGAGUCACCGAAAAUCGAAAUCAUUAGCGGACUUUCAUUCGUCAAACCAGCUGGUCGUGAUGCUCGCUCAUCAAACAUUGAUGGAACUUUCGUUGAAACCGCUAACGAUGUUGAACAACGUGAAAGUGCUUUAGAGAACUUUGUCACUGAAGGUGCUAAGAACUUCUUCCAAGAACGAUCUCUCAACCUCGACAUGGCCAGCGCAGCCCGCAGCGUUGCUGGAGUUAUCCCAGAAGAAGUUAAAUCAUCAGUUCGUUCAUUGGUCUCAGAAGCUCGUGGCAAGAAGAAGAAGAUCAUGAAACAUCUCAUGCCAAUCCUUGGAUUGAUGAAAUUGAAAUUCGCUGGUUUGGCUGUCAUCGCUCUCUUCGGAAUUGCUAUGAUUGCAAAGAAAGCUUUGGUCAUCGCCGUCAUUGCCCUCGUCUUGUCAAAAUUCUUGCUCAUCAAGAAACUUUUGUCAAAGGGUAAGGGUGAAGGUGCACACAUUGGCGGACUUUUGGACGCUUUCGACAGCCUCGGCUCCCACAGCCAGCCCGUUGGACAACAACUCGCUUACUCGGGACACAAGCAAUACUAAACAACAGCCAGUAACUCUCAGAAGUAAAAGAAAGAAGAAGAUCUUUGAGUUUCUAGUUUAAGCAAAAAAAAACAUUGAAAAGGGAAUCACAGUUUAAGGAAUUUUCCGAUGACUCAACUUCAGCUAUCAAUUUCAAAAAACUUCUUUCUUCGCUGAUGCACAUAAACUAAACGAAAAACUUUCUCCUCAGGAUGAAACUCUUACUUUCCCUUCGAAGCUCGAAUCUUUUCUACUCAGGAUUUUAUCUCGUUCUCUUCAAAGAAAUUUCUUCUAUCCGAUCUACACGACAUGUUAGAUUGACAAAUUGCGUUGAACCGCUAACAAAAGAAACCACCAAAUUUACAAUAGCUUAUUAUUAAUCUUAAUUUUAUUGACUAAAUGCUUGACAAACGCUUCUCAGCACAAAGUUUUAGCUUAAAAAAUUUCUAUCUAGUCUACCACCCAACACAACCCAACACAUGAACGACACGACUUUUGCACAUGAAAUAGUUCUUUAAGCUCUUACUCGAUUAAUUUUACUCUUCACUGUUUUCUAGUCUCUUUUUUAUGUUUGUUAUUAAUGAUUUUAUGCUUUAAUUUUACACUUUAUCAUACUGAACUGUAUUCCUAAGUUUACAAACCAAAUCUUUCUUUUUCAUCUCUCUUUACCUUUCGUAUCCAACAAGCACUCUUUCUUCUUCCACCGUUACACAAAUCUAAGAAAUGACUUAAACUUUGUAAAAUGCACUUUUUUUCUCAAUUAGAUUGCCGAAGAAUCUUCUGACGUCUCGAGAGAUAAGUGAAAACGAAAACCACAAACAAACACAAAAAAAGAAUCAGAAAACCCAAUUGCAUAGAAAAAUUGUUCUUAAAGUUAAAUUAUUUUAUUUAUUUAUUUAUUUCGAACAACGAGAAAACAAGAAGAAAAAUAAAGAAAAACUUGUAAAUAAGCAAGCAAUCAAAAUGUGAAAAAAUUAAAAACAA
Clunio marinus is the source of this 1809-nucleotide messenger RNA. Lineage: Eukaryota; Metazoa; Arthropoda; Insecta; Diptera; Chironomidae. The record is from the annotation of a GenBank genome assembly.